AUGCUAUCACCGCCCACGCUAACAGCAGGCGCGUCCAACCGCGCGUGCAACGCGCUCGCCGUGCUGCAGUGCGUCGCCUCGCACCCUGAGACGCGCGUCCUCUUCCUCAACGCGCACAUCCCGCUAUACCUGUACCCGUUCCUGAACACGGUCAGCAAGACUCGCCCCUUUGAGUACCUGCGCCUCACGUCCCUGGGCGUCAUCGGCGCCCUCGUCAAGGUGGACGACACAGACGUGGUCAACUUCCUGCUCUCCACAGAAAUCAUCCCUCUCUGUCUGCGCACCAUGGAGAUGGGGUCGGAGCUCUCCAAGACGGUGGCCACGUUCAUAGUGCAGAAGAUUCUGCUGGACGACGUGGGGCUGGCUUACAUCUGCGCCACUGCUGAGAGGUUCUUUGCCGUGAGUGCCGUCCUGGGAAACAUGGUGCAGCUACUAGCAGAGCACCCCUCGGUGCGCCUUCUGAAGCACAUCAUCCGCUGCUACCUCCGCCUCUCCGACAACCCUCGGGCGGGUGAGGCCCUGCGCACCUGCCUCCCCGACCUCCUCCGAGACGCCACCUUCUCGGCGUGCCUGCGGGACGACGUCACCACGCGCCGCUGGCUUGCACAGCUCCUCAUUAACGUUGGUCCCCCGCUGCACCAGGGGGCAGGCGGAGGAGGGGGCGGGGGCGGGGGCGGCCCUCCUGGGCCUGUCCCCCAGCAGGCGCUGCAUGGGGGGCCGGGCGGAGGUGGGGUGGGGAUGCAUGGAGGGGGAGGAGCAGGGGGUCUGCACUCGUCGUCGCCCUCGCCGCUCCAUGGGACUUCCUCUCCCAUGCAUGGUGCACAGCGGCCCGGGCAGAUGGGGGGACCCAUGGGGGUGGUGGGGGGCAUGGGCGGGGGUGUGGGGGGGAUGGGCCUUCCCCCCAUGGACCCGCUUCCGCCUGUGAACUGA
This is a messenger RNA of Closterium sp. Naga37s-1, 930 nucleotides long. Lineage: Eukaryota; Viridiplantae; Streptophyta; Zygnematophyceae; Desmidiales; Closteriaceae. The record is from the annotation of a GenBank genome assembly.